AACUCCUAUUCACGGACGAUUUUCGGGCCGCUUUCACACAAUUUCUCAACAUUUGACAAUUUAUUUAAAAGGACACAGUGGCGCAAAUCGGUUUGACGAAGGAAUGCGGCAGUGGCUAACGGCACGGCCACACUCAAACUAAUUUUUUCCACACAAAAUUUAAACAAAUUACAAGUUCAUUUCACUAUACCCAUCCCAAUUACUUAAUUUUUGGAACAAUUAUCAUAAACGGUAUAAAAGGGCUUUAAACCACAUUUUUUGUGACCGUAACCACUUCCUGGUAUUUUUUCAAAUUGUCAUUCAAGUCCAUGGUUAGAAAACAGUUAUUAUUUUUAUUCAUUCCAAAAUGUAGUAAACAGAAGCCAAAAAUCGAACAUUUAAAUAGGUUUAAAGACAUUACUUAAAGAAAAAAAUUGAAGAAAACCGACGGAAUGCGGCAGUGGCUAAGCCACUUCCUGUCAUUUUUUCGAAUUGUUGUCAUUCAAGUUCGUGGUUAGGAAACAAUUUAUUUUUUUAUUUACGCCUAAAUGUAGCACUUAGAAGCCAAAAAUCGAACACUAAAAUGGAUUUAAAGUCAUUACUUAAGGAAAAAUUGAAGAAAACCGAGGGUGUGAAAAAAUCGCCCUCCGAGUCGGAAAAACAAGAAGAUGAGUAUUUCCAGGCCUACAUGAAGCAGUACUGCAACAAACUACCAAACGAAAUCACCGGUAUUCCUCGUUUUUACAACAAAUUACCAAAAGAAGAUGAGCCUUUGAGACAAAAACUGCGCGAGGAAAGCCGCUCUAAUUUACUAAAACGCAAAAGUCAGAAUCUUCUGGAUAACAACGAAUUGAAGGAACUAUGGGUGAUCUUGGAUCAGAACCAAAGUUACCCUGAGGAGCAGUUAAUCACUUACACUGAUUACCAGAAAGUGGUGUCAUUGGUGGGCCCCAAAGUCAAGCCGUACUUCACUUCGGUCGUGUUUGCGAAACUCCAACAGGGUGACCCCCAGGGGAGGGUCUCAAUUAUGUCGCUUUUCAACUACGUGAUGCGUAAAGUGUGGCUGCAGCAGACUAGGAUAGGGUUAUCGCUUUAUGACAGCACAGGACAGGGAUAUUUGACCGAAAUCGACUUGGAGAAUUACAUAACUGAGUUGUUACCAACGUUGCCGCAACUUGAGGGGCUGGAAAAGUCGUUUUAUAGUUUUUAUGUGUGCACAGCCGUUCGAAAAUUCCUGUUUUUUCUUGAUGGGGUACGUGCGGGCCGUGUGCGAAUUUUGGACAUUUUGGCGUGUUCGUUCCUUGAUGAUUUACUGGAGUUGAGGGACGAGGAGUUGAGUAAGGAAGUCCAGGAGCAAAACUGGUUCAGUGCCCCUUCGACUCUGCGCAUCUACGGGCAUUAUUUGAACCUCGAUCGGGACCACAACGGGAUGUUGAACAAGUCUGAACUUGCCGGCUACGGCUCGGGGACUCUCACACAGCCCUUCCUAGACCGUGUCUUUCAAACACUCUUGACCUAUUCUGGGGAGAUGGACUAUAAGACUUAUCUAGAUCUAGUGCUAGCGUUGGAAAAUCGGGCGGAGCCUCAAGCUCUAGCGUUUUUAUUCCGCAUUUUGGAUAUAAAUAGUCAAGGCUAUUUGGACUCUUUCACUUUGAAUUAUUUCUUUCGGGCAAUUCAGGACCAAAUGAGGGCUCAUGGAGCCGAAGCUGUGUCCUUCGAAGACGUUAAAGAUGAACUCUUUGACAUGGUGAGGCCCAAAGAUCCGGAAAAAAUCACUCUGAACGAUUUAAUUGCAUGUGGACAGGGAGACACUUUUGUCAGCAUUUUGAUUGAGUUUCACCGGUUUUGGGCCUACGAAAAUCGGGAGGCGGUCACGGCCGAGCCUUCGCAAGACUGAAUUUCUCAUAAUUAUUUCAAUAAACACGAUUUUAUGUA
This is a messenger RNA of Tribolium madens (black flour beetle), 1914 nucleotides long. Its product is annotated as serine/threonine-protein phosphatase 2A regulatory subunit B'' subunit gamma-like. The coding region runs from base 563 to 1876 and encodes 437 amino acids. Gene Ontology annotation, cellular component: spindle; centrosome. The record is from RefSeq and is a predicted model, not a curated record. NCBI's taxonomy places the organism in Eukaryota, Metazoa, Arthropoda, Insecta, Coleoptera, Tenebrionidae. The transcript has 3 exons. Gene Ontology annotation, biological process: microtubule cytoskeleton organization; B cell homeostasis; T cell homeostasis.